Populus euphratica (Euphrates poplar) is the source of this 987-nucleotide messenger RNA. It is a transcript of the gene TAF7, whose product is annotated as TBP-associated factor 7. Lineage: Eukaryota; Viridiplantae; Streptophyta; Magnoliopsida; Malpighiales; Salicaceae. Gene Ontology annotation, cellular component: transcription factor TFIID complex. Gene Ontology annotation, molecular function: RNA polymerase II general transcription initiation factor activity. The record is from RefSeq and is a predicted model, not a curated record. The transcript has 6 exons. Gene Ontology annotation, biological process: RNA polymerase II preinitiation complex assembly; transcription initiation at RNA polymerase II promoter. The coding region runs from base 169 to 771 and encodes 200 amino acids.
AAAAAACCUCUGCAAGCUUAGAGCAAAACAGAGACCACAAAACAGAGAGACUCUGCCUUCUGUCUCCCGCAUACAUACACUACACACGAUCUCUGCGGAAACAGAGACGUUUGAGCAGGAGUAGGCUGAUCAUUCCCAUCUCCUUAAGCAGAUCUUUAUGCAGUACGAAUGGAGGAACAGUUUAUACUAAGAGUUACACCUUCCAUUGCGGAGAAGUUGGAUCGACUUUUGAGUGAAACUGCUUCUUCUUCUGAAGAACAAUCAUUGGAUUUGUCUUUUUCUGAGGAUGGAAGGGGUGGCACAUUUGUCAUUGGAAACGAACGUUUCCCUGCAUCUCUCUUGGAUCUUCCUUGUGUUGUAGAGUCCUACAAAACAUAUGACGAUUGUGCGCUAGUUAAAACUGCAGACAUUGGUCAAAUGAUUAUGGUUAGAGAAGCAGGUGAUACUGCUCCAGAUGUGGUGGAGUACAGACAUGGGCUCACUCCUCCUAUGAGGGAUGCUCGAAAGAGAAGAUUUCGUAGGGAGCCAUACCUCAGUCCUGAGCUUGUACAGCGUGUUGAGAAAGAUCUUCUGAACAUCAUGGCUGGGGGCACAGUCGAAAAUGCUGAAGCUGAAGCUAAUGAGCAAGAGGAAGACGGUGAACAGAAUGCUCGUAAAGCGAAUGAGAAACCUGAGCCUGCUCCUGAAGCAAAGCCUGAUGUACCAGAAACAACAACUAAUGCAGAAGAACCUGAGAGAAGUGAUUCAGAUGAGUCCGACGAUUCGAUGUAAUGGUAUAUCUUAUAAUUUGCCUCCUAUGUCGAGAGAUGGUGAAUGUGAUUAAUCCAGCCUGUAUUUUAAUGCUAUGUGUGUUUAUGGCACGCAAUGACUUGCUUAGCCACUUUGACUUUUUUUCACUUGUAAAUUGCAUGUACUUUUUGUAGUUUCUAUUGUUUUUAGUAAAAGACUGAAUGAGUACUACUACAUGAUAUUAUCAGUAUUAAAUCC